This is a messenger RNA of Caretta caretta (loggerhead turtle), 5196 nucleotides long. The record is from RefSeq and is a predicted model, not a curated record. NCBI's taxonomy places the organism in Eukaryota, Metazoa, Chordata, Testudines, Cheloniidae.
UGAUUAUUGGGUGUAGCACACCGGGGAGAGAACCAACUUCAGGUGUUGUUUAGCCUCUCGGCACUGGCAACAACUGCCGGCAACAACUGCUUAUGCUCAAAUAAAUUGGUUAGUCUCUGAGGUGCCACUAGUACUCCUUUUCUUUUUGCUCUAGAACAGCGAUCAGGAGAGUCCCUGAGAAAGCCGGCAGCAUGAGAGAGCGUGGCUGAAAGCCGAUGCGUGCAGCGAUGUUGUGGCCCUGUUGGCCCCAGGAUAUGAACGAGACAAGGUGGGACAGAGAUGACAUGCUGUAUUGCACCAACUUUUGCUGGAAGGGACACGCUUUCCAGCUUCACAGAGCUCUUCCUCACGUUUGGAGAAGAUGUCUCAUUUCUCUUGUGAAGAUGAAGCUCUGUUACAGUCUAUGCUCAGACAAUUACUGCAGAGUGUGAAGGAAAAAAUCAUAGGAGCACCAUCAGUGGAAUGUGCAGAAGAGAUUCUUUUACAUUUGGAAGAAACGGAUGAAAAUUUUCACAACUAUGAGUUUGUGAAAUACCUUAGACAAUACAUAUGUAGCACCCUGGGCUCUGUGAUUGAAGAAGAAACAGAAAAAUGUACCUCUGCUCAAAAUCAGGGUGAAGGAUCUGGUUAUGACACUCUUGUCCAACAUGUUACUAAGAAGACUCGUGAAUCAAAAGAGUACAGAGAAAUGAUGCAUUCCUUGAAGAAUGUCAUGAUGGUGGUGGUGGAAUCUCUGAUUAACAAAUUUGAAGAAGAUCAGAUGCGUAAUAAGGAGAUGCAUAGGAAAACCAAGAAAGAGCAACAUAGUGCUUACUAUACAGACAACUGCUCUGAUAGUGACUCAUCAUUCAAUCGGAGUUAUACAUUCAUGAAUCAAGAACAAUUACAGCUACUUGUGGAAAGGCUUGACCCUGCUCAGCCUAAGGAGGUGCGCCAUGAAGCAAUGCAGACAUUAUGUUCUGUGCCUCCCUCUGAUGUACUUAACUGUGAGAGUUGGUCUAAUUUGCGUAAACAUCUGACAAUUUCUCUCUCGGAUCCUGAUUCCAGUGACAAAAUUUUGAGAUUCUAUGCAAAGACCUUUUCAUCUUCUCCACUAACUAGGACAAGGGAAGUCUAUACAAGUCUAGCGAAACACUUAGAAUUGUACUUUCUUUCUGGAGAAAACUGUGUUCCUACUAUUUCAGAUGGUAUAGACAUAACUAACGCAGAAAUAAUUCGUUUACUUAAAAAGGUGCGUCUUCUAAAUGAGUACCAAAGAGAGGUUCCCUCUUUCUGGAUUCGUCAUCCAGAAAAGUAUAUGGAAGAAAUAGUUGAGAGUACCUUAUUGCUGUUGUCAGUAAAACGUGAGCAAAGACACCUUGUCUCUCCAAAACUUUUGGAUCCAGUCUACUUCUUGGCUCUGCUUGAUAUCAAAGCUGUAUGGUUUAAAAAAUGGAUGCAUGCAAAUUAUAGCAGAACAGUGGUGCUAAGGCUCCUUGAAAAGAAAUAUAAAUCUCUGAUUACUGCAUCUGUUCAACAGUGUGUUUACUACUUUGAAUCAUGUGAAUCAGCAGUUGAUGCAACUUCUAAAGUUAAUGUUUUGCCCCAGCAGUACAGCAGCAAUAAUCAGAAGACUUUCUACUCAGGACAAGAAUUACAGUAUAUCUAUUUUGUUCAUUCACUGUGCCUUUUAGGAAGAUUGUUGAUAUAUAAACAAGGCAGAAACCUAUUUCCUGUACAGCUGGAAAAUAGAAAAGAUUUCAUAUCCCUAACCGACCUGUUGGUACUAUUUAUUCAAUUUAUUUAUUGCUCUCCCACUUGCCCAAAGACAACUCUGACAGUGCACACAGGCAAUUAUUCUCCAGCAAUCCUUGUUACAGAGGUGCUACAAAUUCUGUGUGACCGAGCUGAAUGUGCUACUGAAUGUUUAUAUACCAAUACGGUGAUAGAUGCACUUCUUCAUCCCAUUCAUAAUUUACUGAAUGAAACAGAGAUGUAUAUAAAUUGCCCUGAAACCUCUUUAAUACAUAUAGCUGAUAUUUUGGCAAGGAUUGCUGCUGUAGAAGAUGGCCUUUCUCUUCUCCUUUAUGGAGGAAACAUGAACUCUGCCAAAAAGGAUAGCUUUACAGCAGCUCAUACAAUUGUUCAGUUUACAAAGAAACUCCUUGAUGAAAAUAUUUCUGUUUUGUCUGGAUCCGAGAUGUUGCCAGCCCUUAAAGGAGCUUUCAUUUUUGUGUGUCGUCAGAUGUAUAGUACCUGUGAAGGUCUGCAGGUGCUGAUUCCUUAUGGUUUGCAUGAAUCCAUUGCUGACGCUUGGAAGAAGGCUAGUUCACUUUCAGAAAGGAUUCCUACUCCUGUACCUGGGGCAGACUCCAUUUCAUCAGGAAAUCAAGAGUCACAAAACAUUAUGGUAUGGGAAGAGACUUUAUUAGAUGAUUUAUUAAACUUUGCUGCCACUCCAAAAGGUGGUCUUCUUCUUCAGAAUACAGGAGCCCUCAAUGAAUGUGUAACCUUUAUGUUCAGCAGAUUCUCAAAAAAACUCCAGGUGAGUGGAUGUGAAAGGUUUGGUUAUGGAGUGAUAGUUACACAAAUGGCAUCGACAUCUCCAGGUGCAGUAGCUCUGCAGCGUUCAGGGUUUAUAAAAUCACUUAUAAGUGAAUUAUGGGCUGUUUUGGAGUGUGGAAGAGAUGAUCAUAGAGUAACUCACCCCAGUUCUACUCCAGUAGAUCCUAUUGACCGAAACUGUCAGAAGUUUUUUCUAGCGCUGGUAAAUUUGCUAUCCUAUCCUGCUAUUUAUGAACUGAUAGGUGAUCAGGAGAUACCAAAUAAACCAGAAUAUUCUCUCCGUGAAGUUCCUACAAAUGUUAUUGAUAUAAUUGACAGACUUAUAAUUUUGAAUUCAGAAGCUAAAAUUCACUCCUUAUUCAAUUAUGAACAAUCACACAUCUUUGGUCUGAGGUUGUUAAGUGUGCUGUGCUGUGAUCUAGAUACACUUCUACUUUUAGAGUCUCAAUAUAAAGUAUCACAAGUGCUUCUAAAUGCCCAGAAGGAGAACAUCAUAGAAACUUCUGAAGGACCUGGAAAUUUUAUAAUUGAUGGUCUAUCGGUAGAGAGAAACCAUGUUCUUGUUAGGAUAAAUCUUACAGGAGGACCAGUGGAACGGAUUUUGCCUCAAAGAGUACUAAAUAAGGGCACUGAUCCAUAUCCCUGGCCAAUGUUUUCAUCCUACCCCUUGCCAAGGUGCUAUCUUUCGGAAGCUCCUAGGAAAGCUGAUUUUAGACAAGAUAAUGAUCUCAACAAGCUGUUGGCAUCCUUAAAAAAUCCAGAUAAACAGCUAGUAUGGAUUGAAAACUGUAGAAGACAGUUUUGCAAAAUCAUGAAAGCCAAACCUGAUGUCAUCAAUGGAACCAUUUUGGCAGAAUUAAUUGAGAAGUUUGUGUUGCAUCUUUCUGAAAACCCAUCAGAAUGUUACUUCAGCACUGGAGAGUAUGAAGCUGAUGAUGCAAAUGUGAAGAAUGAAAGCCUUUCAUCUGUGCAGCAGCUUGGCAUUAAAAUGACAGUCAGGUAUGGUAAAUAUUUAAAUUUGCUGAAAGAUGGUGCUGAAAAUGAUCUGUGCCUGGUGUUAAUGCACUGUGAUAAAUUUCUGAAACAACAGCAAACAUCUGUAAAGUCCUCACUUCGUUGUCUGCAGCAAGGUUAUGCUGGCUAUGACUGGUUUGCGUCUUCUGUAUUUCUGAUAAUGUCAGGAGAGAGAGAGAAAACAUUAAUAUUUCUUCAACAAUUUUCCAGUCUUCUCAUCUCAGCAUUUCUCUGGCUGCAAAGACUGCAUGUUUCCGUUUUGCCUAGAGGGAUUCUCUAUGUUUUGAAUCUGAUUACCCUGCAAGGUAUUUACCAUCCUGAUUUUACAGAGGUACACCUAUCUAUUGACACAGCAGAAUCUGGCAUCCACCCCAUCUAUUUUUGCAGUGCUCACUACAUUGAGAUGUUGCUGAAGGCUGAGUUGCCACUUGUCUUUUCAGCUUUCCACAUGUCUGGUUUCACUCCAUCACAGAUUUGUCAGCAGUGGCUAGCUCAGUGUUUCUGGAAUUACUUGGACUGGAGCGAGAUCUGUCACUACAUUGCUACAUGUAUUUUCCUUGGUCCUGAUUAUCAGAUCUAUAUGUGUAUAUCUGUGUUCAAACAUCUUCAGCACGAUAUUCUGCAGCACACACAGACCCAAGAUCUACAGGUUUUUCUCAAAGGUUCAGGGACUCCAGUUUCUUCACAUUUGCAAGAAUCUUUCUACCAAAUCUUCCCCAGUCAUGUGGGGAACAAAUUUGUCAGGAAGAAGCACUCCAUAGAUUUCGAGUGAGUGAUUAUUUAGAAUACAUGGAAAGCUUGGAGGCAACCUACAGGCCAUUGCUGUUGAGAGACAUGAGGAACAUUUGAAUGCAGAGCACAUAGAUCAAGCAAACAAGCAUUUCAUCUUCAAGCUUUAGAUGAGUUCUGAAAGUGAAUGCUGAUUGUUUUAUAUCAGUCUCCAUAAAAAUUCAUGCUGUGGAAAUAUACAUAUGUUAAAAUCAAUAAUAAAGGUUUUCAGAAUAUAAGUUUUUCAAGGGGACAUCAUCUGAACUGGAUCAACUGAAAAAUAAAUAAUUUUUCCAGCCAUACUGAAUGUAUUGCCUUAUUUUUAUUUGGUAGAUUGCUUGAAAAUCUGCCCUUAGCUAACUUAGGGGUCUUGUUUGUAUUCUCUGGAAGCUGUUCCCAAACUAAUACAUUUUGGUCAUCUCCUACCCACAUCAUCUUACCUAAAACUUUAAAAUUCUGCACAGGUCUGGCAAUAAGAAGCAGUACUGAGAAUAAUCACUUGGGUAUCCUGUAUUUAUGUGAAUGGGGAUGAGCAAAAGCAAAGCAGCUUUCCUGUAUGCAGCUGAUCUGACCUUGUGAUUUGGCUGAGGAGGAAUAGUUACAUCCAAGUGGAACAAGGGAUUGAUACUGCCCUCAGCCAUAAUGAUUUUAAAAAUAUGUUUAUACCAUAAAUGUAUAUUUGUAAUCUUGUAUGCUAAUUUUAUAUUCUCAGAAUGGAUAAAUGGGAAGGCAGAUUACUAAAAUAUGCAUUAUUUAGUGCAGUCAUUUUAUUGAUUGGCUUGAUUGUACAUAUUGCCAUUAUAUAAAAAACCUUGCACCAGUAAAAGCAAGAUAAUUCUGAGGUAAAUAAAUGAUUUCAACAUUCUUAAA